Messenger RNA from Trifolium pratense (red clover), 1184 nucleotides. RefSeq names its product glutamic acid-rich protein-like. Gene Ontology annotation, cellular component: RNA polymerase III complex. Bases 164 to 784 code for a protein of 206 amino acids. Gene Ontology annotation, biological process: transcription by RNA polymerase III. The record is from RefSeq and is a predicted model, not a curated record. The transcript is spliced from 9 exons. Lineage: Eukaryota; Viridiplantae; Streptophyta; Magnoliopsida; Fabales; Fabaceae.
UCCUAAAACCCUUUCCCGUUUCAUACUCCUAAUCCUUCUCUGCCCCGUCGCCACAGCCCUCUACUCUCAUUUCUCCGACGACCUCGCGCCGCCGCUUCCGGCCGUACAAAGUUCUCUCUUCCGCAAAUUCUUCCAGUCUCUCCUCUCAGGUCUCAGCGUAAAUAUGGCUGGAAGAGGGGGAUGGGGAAGAGGAGGGGGCUUUCAAAGAUAUGUACCACCAGUGCCAUUUGUACUUUUUCCUGAGGAUAUUAAUUUGCCUGAUGCUAAACCCGCCGAAAUUGAUCGUUAUACGAUGAAGUUGCUUAAAUGGGACAAUCAAUUUAAUUCUUAUUUUAAAGCGGCUGCUUAUUAUUUGGAGGAGAAGGAAGAAGUAAAGGGGCGCAAAAGGAUGCACGUGGAAACAUAUUCUGACAAGAAGAAGAAGAAAAAUUUUACUCGUGAUUCUCUGUCACAGGUUUUACAUUUCGAAGGAUUUGCUAAGGAGUUGAUUCCAGGCAAGAAGAUGUGGCGGAGUCGGAAAAAAAUGCGAUGGAACCCAGAAGCUGAUAUGACACAAAAGAAAUUCUUUGAAGAACUGGAGAAAAAGCUCAAGAAGGAAGAGGGUAAACAUAAAGGCGAAGAAGAAGGAGAAGAAGAAAGUGAAGACGAAGAUGAAAAUGAAGAGGAGGAUCAGGAGUCCGAGGGAGAUUUUAAUGAUGGUGACUAUAAUCAGAAUGAUUAUGUUGAUGAUGAUGAAGACGAUUAUAAUGAUGUUGAACCUGGUUAUGAUGAAGAUAUCAUGUAAGCUAUCUAUAUGGAGAAUGAUUGUUUACUCAUCCUUGUUUCAAGGCCUUUAAUUGACGCUAUAUUGGCUUGUUUAAUUUAAUUAUUACAUCGGUGUCUACUUUUUUUGUACAUCCUUUGUUUAACUUGAUGCUUGACCAGAAGAAAUGUAGUUUAUUGAGUAGUUGAAUAUGUAAAUCUUGGGUUGGUUGAUUGAUGUAAAAAUUCUUGGGUUAGUUUUUACUUUGGACCGCUUGCUGAUAAUAUCUUAUUUUCAUCAUGCAUCCAAGGAAUUGGGUUUGGUUUCUUGCCUUUCCACAUUUCCUGCAAUAUGACACUACUUGGUUUUGAAUCAACGGAAUCUAAUGUGUUGGUUUGUGCAUGGUUAACUGGACCAAAGAAACCAACCCACUUUGUGGUUC